AUGCCCAGCUGGCCCUGGGGGCUGCUGCUGACGGCGGGCACGCUCUUUGCCGCGCUGAGCCCGGGGCCGCCGGUGCCCACCGACCCCUGCCAUGACGAAGGGGGCACGCCCCGAGGCUGCGUGCCUGGCCUGGUGAAUGCGGCCUUGGGCCGCGAGGUGCUGGCGUCCAGCACGUGUGGGCAGCCACCCGCGCAGGCCUGUGACUCCUCUGACGCGCGGCGGGCACAUUCUGCUACCCUCCUGACUUUCACAGGGGGCACCACAAGCCCUGUGUGCUGGCGUUCGGACUGGCUGAUGCAGGCACCCCUCAACGUGACCCUCACAGUAUCCCUGGGCAAAACUUUUGAGCUGGUGUUCGUGAGCUUGCGCUUCUGCUCCACGCCCCCCACCUCAGUGGCUCUACUCAAGUCGCAGGACCAUGGCCGCAGCUGGGUCCCUCUAGGCUACUUCUCCUCCUGCUGUGACCUGGACUACGGCCGCCUGCCUGCCCCUGCCAAUGGCCCCCCUGGCCCCGGGCCUGAAGCUUUGUGCUUCCCUGAGCCCCAGACCCAGCCUGAUGGUGGUGGCCUUUUGGCCUUCAGCGUGCAGGACAGCAGCCCGCCAGGACUGGAUCUGGACAGUAGCCCUGUGCUCCAAGAUUGGGUGACUGCUACGGACAUUCAAGUAGUGCUCACAAGGCCUGCCACGCUGGGAGAUACCAGGGACUCCGAGGCCGUGGUCCCUUACUCUUACUCAGCCACUGAGCUCCAGGUGGGCGGGCGCUGCAAGUGCAAUGGGCAUGCCUCGCGGUGCUUGCUGGACACCCAGGGCCACCUGAUCUGCGACUGCCAGCAUGGCACCGAGGGUCCUGACUGUGGCCGCUGCAAACCCUUCUACUGCGACAGGCCGUGGCAGCGGGCCACAGCCCGGGAAGCCCACGCCUGCCUUGCUUGCUCCUGCAAUGGCCAUGCCCGCCGCUGCCGCUUCAACAUGGAGCUGUACCGGCUGUCAGGCCGCCGCAGUGGUGGCGUCUGCCUCAACUGCCGGCACAAUACUGCUGGCCGCCACUGUCACUACUGCCGAGAGGGCUUCUAUCGAGACCCAGGCCGUGCUCCAAGUGACCGCCACGCUUGCAGGGCCUGUGACUGUCACCCUGUUGGUGCUGCUGGGAAAACCUGCAACCAGACCACAGGCCAGUGUCCCUGCAAAGAUGGUGUCACUGGCCUCACCUGCAAUCGCUGCGCCCCUGGUUUCCAGCAGAGUCGCUCUCCAGUGGCACCCUGUGUUAAGACCCCUGUCCCUGGACCUACUGAGGAGAGCAGGCCUGUGGAGCCUCGAGACUGCGACUUGCACUGCAAACCCACUCGUGGCAGCUACCGCAUCAGCCUGAAGAAGUUCUGCAGGAAGGACUAUGCGGUGCAGGUGGCGGUGGGUGCACGUGGUGAGACACGUGGCUUGUGGACGCGCUUCCCGGUGGCCGUGCUCGCUGUGUUCCGGAGCGGCGAGGAGCGCGCACGGCGCGGGAGCAGUGCACUGUGGGUGCCGGCGCGGGAUGCUGCCUGCGGCUGCCCACACCUGCUACCUGGCCGCCGCUACCUGCUGCUGGGGGGCGGGCAGGUGGCCACGGUCGGGGAUCCAGGGGGCCGAGGGCCCGGGCUCAGCGCCACCCGCGGGAGUCUCGUGCUGCCCUGGCGCGACACGUGGACGCGGCGCCUUAGGAGGCUGCAGCGGCGGGAGCGACGGGGGCGCUGUGGGGUGGCCUGA
Molecule: messenger RNA, 1743 nt
Organism: Pteronotus mesoamericanus
Lineage: Eukaryota; Metazoa; Chordata; Mammalia; Chiroptera; Mormoopidae
Gene: NTN3
Product: netrin 3
Exons: 6
Coding region: 1-1743 (580 amino acids)
Biological process (GO): animal organ morphogenesis; tissue development; substrate adhesion-dependent cell spreading
Cellular component (GO): basement membrane
Molecular function (GO): protein binding
Source: RefSeq, a predicted model, not a curated record